AUGGCUAAGAAAGUCCUGCCAAAAAUGUACUAUGACUUCUACACUGGAGGAGCCGAGGACGAGUAUAAGCUGAAAGAGAAUGUGGAAGCUUUUCAAAGAUUCAUGACAAAUAAGAGCUUUGAUGCUUCUUUAAGUUGGAAGGAUGUAGAAUGGUUAAAAUCUAUUACAAACUUGCCAACUGUGGUCAAGGGGAUACUGAUUCGAGAAGAUGGUCAAAACAGGCAGCUUCGAGGGCAUAUAAACGACAUCGUACAGGAAGCACUUGGACCCACAAAAUGA
Manihot esculenta (cassava) is the source of this 279-nucleotide messenger RNA. RefSeq names its product peroxisomal (S)-2-hydroxy-acid oxidase GLO4-like. Gene Ontology annotation, molecular function: oxidoreductase activity. NCBI's taxonomy places the organism in Eukaryota, Viridiplantae, Streptophyta, Magnoliopsida, Malpighiales, Euphorbiaceae. The record is from RefSeq and is a predicted model, not a curated record. The transcript is spliced from 3 exons. Bases 1 to 279 code for a protein of 92 amino acids.